AUGACUCUGAAUGUGCUGAUGCUUCUUUGUGCCUUGACGGCUCUGAGUCAAGCUGCAGAAGCAAAUAAUCUGUUUAGGAGUUAUUGUCCUGCUGGUUGGAGCCAGUUCAACCGUCGCUGCUUCAUCUUCAUCCCAAGAACCAUGAGUUGGGCGAUGGCCCAGAGAAACUGUGUGUCUUUGCAGGGAACCCUUGCAUCCGUCCACAGCUUUCAGGAGUACCAUUUCAUUCAGAGGGUGAUAACAGCUGCAACUCACAGAUCACCAGAAACAUGGAUUGGAGGCUCUGAUGCUCAGGAGGAGGGCGUUUGGCUGUGGAGCGAUGGGAGACCCUUCUUCUACUCAAACUGGUGCAGUGGAGAGCCAAAUAAUUACAGAGACCAGGAUUGCCUUCAAAUGAACUAUGGAGGAUCCAAGUGCUGGGAUGACGUGUGGUGCAACAAUCAUCGUCCUUCAGUCUGUGCCAAAAACAUCUGA
Messenger RNA from Poeciliopsis prolifica (blackstripe livebearer), 474 nucleotides. RefSeq names its product ladderlectin-like. Lineage: Eukaryota; Metazoa; Chordata; Actinopteri; Cyprinodontiformes; Poeciliidae. The transcript has 5 exons. Bases 1 to 474 code for a protein of 157 amino acids. The record is from RefSeq and is a predicted model, not a curated record. Gene Ontology annotation, molecular function: signaling receptor activity.